GGCAGCGCGCGAGCGAGCGAGCGAGCGAGCCCAGCGAGACAGGGAGAGCGCAAGGGAGAGCGCACACGCACACACCCGCGCGCACUUGCUCGCGCACAGACCCGCGGGGACAGCUCGGAAGUCACCAGGUUCCAUGGACGAGAUGCUGCUGCUGGCGAGAUGUCUGCUCGUGGUCCUGGUCUCCUCGCUGCUGGUGUGCUCGGGGCUGGCGUGCGGACCCGGCAGGGGAUUUGGCAAGAGGCGCCACCCCAAAAAGCUGACCCCUUUAGCCUACAAGCAGUUUAUUCCCAAUGUGGCUGAGAAGACCCUGGGGGCCAGCGGCAGAUAUGAAGGGAAGAUCUCCAGAAACUCUGAGCGAUUUAAGGAACUCACCCCCAAUUACAACCCCGACAUCAUAUUUAAGGAUGAAGAAAACACGGGAGCAGACAGGCUGAUGACUCAGAGGUGUAAGGACAAGUUGAAUGCCUUAGCCAUCUCUGUGAUGAACCAGUGGCCAGGAGUGAAGCUGCGGGUGACUGAGGGCUGGGACGAGGAUGGCCACCACUCGGAGGAGUCACUGCACUAUGAGGGUCGUGCUGUGGACAUCACCACAUCCGACCGUGACCGGAGCAAAUAUGGCAUGCUGGCCCGCCUGGCUGUGGAGGCCGGCUUUGACUGGGUGUACUAUGAGUCCAAGGCCCAUAUCCACUGCUCCGUGAAAGCAGAGAACUCAGUGGCGGCUAAAUCCGGCGGCUGCUUCCCUGGCUCAGCCACGGUGCACCUGGAGCAGGGUGGCACCAAGCUGGUGAAGGACUUGCGUCCCGGGGACCGCGUGCUGGCGGCUGACGACCAGGGCAGGCUGCUCUACAGCGACUUCCUCACCUUCCUGGACCGCGACGACGGCGCCAAAAAGGUUUUCUACGUGAUCGAGACGCGGGAGCCGCGCGAGCGACUGCUGCUCACCGCCGCGCACCUGCUCUUCGUCGCGCCGCACAACGACUCGGCCGGGGACCCCGAGGCGCCGUGGGGCACGGGGCUGCCGCCGGGGCGCCGGGCGCUUUUCGCCAGCCGCGUGCGUCCAGGCCAGCGUGUGUACGUGGUGGCCGAGCGCGACGGGGACCGCCGGCUCCUGCAGGCCGCGGUGCACAGCGUGACGCUGCGCGAGGAGGCCACGGGCGCUUACGCGCCGCUCACGGCGCAGGGCACCAUCCUCAUCAACAGGGUGCUGGCCUCGUGCUACGCCGUCAUCGAGGAGCAUGGCUGGGCGCACCGGGCCUUCGCGCCCUUCCGCCUGGCGCACGCGCUGCUGGCGGCGCUGGCGCCCGCGCACACGGACCGCGGCGGCGAAGGUGACGGCGGGGGCGGAGGCCGGGCCCCCCAGCCCGCGCCAGGGGCGGCUGAGGCGCCAGGGGCGGCGGCCACCACGGGCAUCCACUGGUACUCCCAGCUGCUCUACCAAAUUGGCACCUGGCUGUUGGACAGCGAGGCCCUGCACCCGCUGGGCAUGGCGGUCAAGUCCAGCUGAAGUCCAGGCGGACGGGAGGGGCGGGGGCGGGGCGCGGGAAGCGACAGCGAGAUAAAGCAAACGACACACGGGAAACGCGCACGGAAUGAGACUUUUAAUUAUAAUAAUAAUUAAUAAUAAUAAUAAAGUAGGACAGUCCAAAGUAGAGACUAUAAGGAAACAGAGACCACGGGGAGCUUUGUUGUUGUGUUUAGUUUAUAUAUAUAUUUUUUGAAUUUUUUGGUUAUUGUUUUAUUUUGGUUAUUUUUCUCCUCUCCUGGCUAUUUAUUUGUUUGGUAUGAAUAGAUGUUUUAAAUAAUAUGAACCGGACCUUCAAGAGCCUUAACUAGUUUGUGUCUUGGAUAAUUUAUUAUUAUCAUGUGAACUGUACUCACGGGGGGAGAUUAUUUUGUGAGGCCAAGCAACCUGCUCAGAGUCUAUUUUUCUACGUGCCCCUGGGCCUGAGUGUCAGAAGGCAGAAUUCUGUGCUCUCCGUCCCUCCUCUGCUAGGCUCCUGCUUUUCGGCAAGUGUAAACUAAAACAUGCUUCAUGGGGGUCCACAAAUUAUAUUUUUAUACACAGAAUUGUAAAUUAGAUUUUUGAGAGAUCAAUACUUAAUGACAUUUCAUUUUUUGAAAUAGUGUAAAAAUAUGAAAUAUAUUAUUUUAAUUUAACUAG
Messenger RNA from Urocitellus parryii (Arctic ground squirrel), 2161 nucleotides. RefSeq names its product sonic hedgehog signaling molecule (gene Shh). Lineage: Eukaryota; Metazoa; Chordata; Mammalia; Rodentia; Sciuridae. The record is from RefSeq and is a predicted model, not a curated record. Gene Ontology annotation, molecular function: patched binding; calcium ion binding. Gene Ontology annotation, biological process: cell fate specification; oligodendrocyte differentiation; regulation of gene expression.